AUAGAACUCACAGCGCACUCGUUGGCGGGAAAUAUUCUAAUUGAAUUGUUUUGUAUUUCAUAUUUACAUAAGGACAUAUGUUAUUUAAAAUAAUUCUAUUCAUGUAUUGAAAGUAAUAGUUGAAUUUGUUUAUUUUUUUGUUGUAAUGGAUGAUGAAACUAUUUCUGUUUCAAAGGGUGUCUUUGUAUUUUCUAAUGAAUUCAAACCAUCUUCCAAACGAGAAAAAGGAAACAAAAGACAAACCUUCUCCCAAAAUGUUUCCUUCAAAAACUCUUUGUUCUCGUCAAACUUAUGGUACAGAUCAUAUUCCACUUUAUGGAGAAGCAUUGAAGAUGAAAUUGAGUAUUUGAACAAUACAAUGUUUGAAAGAGUAUUGGAGAAACUUGUUGGCUUUGUCAAAACCUGUCACUAUAAUGAAUCUGAAGAAAUUCCUACAGCUGUUCUAUUAACAGGUAUCAACAUGCCAGAUCAUGCAGUUCAAUUCACUGCAUUCUCUAAACAAUUAAAAGACACUGUUACUCCUCAUGUAGCUUGUUUGUAUAGCCAAGAUGCUCAAAAUAUCAAAUAUCUAAUGGAAAAUAUGAUCAAUCAAUUCAUAAAUGAGACUAAUGAUUGUUUAUUUGAGGAGGUAAGUUUCUUAAACUUUACAUUAAACCAGCGAUCUAUUCUUGACUAGUGAAUUUUUACAUUC
Messenger RNA from Leptinotarsa decemlineata (Colorado potato beetle), 691 nucleotides. RefSeq names its product Origin recognition complex subunit 3 (gene Orc3). NCBI's taxonomy places the organism in Eukaryota, Metazoa, Arthropoda, Insecta, Coleoptera, Chrysomelidae. Gene Ontology annotation, biological process: DNA replication; DNA replication initiation. Gene Ontology annotation, cellular component: nuclear origin of replication recognition complex; DNA replication preinitiation complex; nuclear pre-replicative complex. Gene Ontology annotation, molecular function: DNA replication origin binding. The record is from RefSeq and is a predicted model, not a curated record.